AUGCGUCAGGAUCACCUGAUUUCCGGCACGUGGACAGUUAAAAGGCAUCAACAGAUCUUAACGGUCAUUAAAGGUUGCCGGGCAUCUAGAUGGACUCCUAGCGCCCUGCCGAAAGAAACUUACUCACCUGAAAUUUAUGAAAUUGAAGACCCAAAAGCCACUGUGGAUAUCCUGAACUAUUGUCAGGUUAUAUAUAAAACUGUUCAAAGGCUGGAAAAGAAGUUUGAUGACCUGGAUGAAAAAGUAACAAAAAUGUAUCACUCUCGUGCCAGAUCCUUCUGGCGUUACCCUCCUUUUAGAGCAGUAUCCAGAAGAUACAAUUACCUGAUGUCUAGAAGACAUAAACUUCAGAGAGUGAGACGAUUCAUUCAUGACAAUUUGGUCUCCCGUCCUCACAGUUACAGUCCAACUUCAGCAGUCUUCGAAAGGAAUGAAGAUAGUGAGGAUAUGGAGAACAACCAGACUGUAGAUUACCUCCAGGCUUUCCAGUACCCCAAUUCUAUUGACAACACCCAGACUUUCCAGUACGCUGAUCGUAUUGACAAUAAUCAAGCUUUGCAUUAUGCUGAUGAUCUCUACAACACUCAGACUUCGAAGUAUACCGGUUCUAUUGACAGCAGUAUCCAGAACAAUGAAGACAUGGAUGUUUUCCAUUCUGAGGAUUCACAGGAAGUGAUACUUGUCAGUUCUUCACCAGAGAGGGACUAUGAAGAAACUCCACCGAGUCCUACAUCUACUGGCCAAACCUACCAACAAUAUUACAGAUUUAAAAACAUUCCUAGCUCUUCUACAAUGCCCUUCUACAGUGACUUUGAAAAUACCAACGUGGACACCAUCACUUCUACCACUUCAACAGUGAAGGAAGCAAGUACCCUCCCUCCAGGGGAGCUCAUCCCCAUCCAGAAUCCUGAAAUGAGGCGAUUGGCCUUACUGGAGGCUCAGCGUACACCUGUGAUUGAUCCUAACACUUUUGGUUCAUCAUCCGAAUGUAAUGAUGCUGUUGUGAGACACCUUGGAAACCCUGUAAAAUGGUCUGUGGAUGACGUGAUAACAUUUCUGAACCGUUUAGAUCCCCCGUUGGCCGACCAGCUCUACCCCAUCAUCAGAGAACAUGCUAUCGAUGGGAAGGCCCUGCUACUGCUUGAUUUUGAUGUGAUGGUGAAAUAUAUGGGGAUGAAGGUGGGAGUAGCCAUGAAGUUUAGCAGCUAUAUUCAAAAGCUUAAAGAAGGAGUAAACUGUGACGAGUAAACAAAUCGUUUGUAGAACUUCAAAUGUUCUCAUUAAAUUCCUUCUUAAUGCACACUUGACUCCCUGUGUUCAUUAGUUUUGGUUCUGGAGAAGGUUCUCCUAAAAUAUAAUUAGAAUUAAGAAAAAUACAUUAUAGUCUGCUUGGAGUUACAUUUAACAUAUUAGUAUUAACAUAUACAUAUGUCUUCUUUAGAUUUCUCAUUUUAUAGAUUAAAAUACGCUUCAUGCAAGAAACCAAAAAACUACCUUUGAUUUGGGUUUAUCUUUAUACAUAUUUUUAAAGCAACUAAAGAGGAAAUAUAAGGAACUAAUAACAUAAAGUUAAAGUGGUGAAAAUUUUUCACAGAAGAGAAAUUAAGGGAGACUAUAUCAUUAACCUUCUUGGAUAGUUUAUCUCUAUAAUACUGUAGUAUACCUUUCAUAUUCUACCAGUUUCCAGAAAAAAACAAUAGCCGUAUAAUUUCUUGUCCUCUCUAUUACUACAUCUCUGUUAUGCUUGUUCAAAUUCAGAAGGAGAAACAUUAAGCUUAGGAAGUGUCUAAUAUGCUCCAGACAACUAAAUAUUCUUACCAGUUUUCAGAUAACUUAUAGUAUAUGCAGAACAAGAUACUAUUUCAGAUUUAGAAGGAGAAAAUGAAGCUUAUGAAGUAUCUAAUGAGCUUCAGACAACUAAAUAUUCUUAACAAGGUUUUAGAUAAAUUUUAGGAUGUAUAGAAUGUUUGUUUUACCUAAGAAUUAUACCUCUAGAGUAGUUUGGAAUAAGUCUGACUAUAGUUUUAAGAUAUAUACUUACUAUAUUAAAGCCUUCAUAUUUUUAAAUCAAAUUUGAACAGUUAGCUAAGAAUUCAUUGUUCAAAUGUCUAUGUACUCAUACUCAAAAUUAAAAAAUGUAUUUCAUUUUUAUGUGCUUAUUUAUUCCUCAUGGAGGUCUCAUUUGUGUACCAAAAUUACACAGAAGAAAAUAUUUUAUUUUGAACUUUAAAUGGUACUUUACAAUGAUACAAAGGGAAUGGUGAGCUGUUCAUCUACAAGGUGCUCUUAUUCUGUGAACUGUAUAUGUGCCACUUGGUUUUACUAGUCCUUCUCAGUUUAGCCUUCAGAGAGGCAGAAAAGUGCCGAGGCUCGAGGCUGCUCUCCACAUAUGGAAAUGCUCUGUCUUGUGCCUCAGGCAUCUAGGAUGUUCACUAUUGAAAAAUACACUAGUCUGAUUUGUUUGAAAUUUUAUUUUAUAAUUUAAAAUUUUCAAUAGAAACAUGAAUAAUUCCUCUUUUGUUAUUGUUUAUCACAUUGUAUAACUUUUGAAAUAAGGUAAACAGAAUUAGUGCUCAUAAUAAUGGCUAUUUAUUGAGAAUGGUAACAAAAUGCUCACCAGGGACAAGAAUUUACAUUAUCACUUUAGAAAACAAAGUGUACUAGUUACUGAAAACCAGUGGUUUAAAUGAUUGCUCCAUUUAUAUUCCUGCUUGUGUGUAAAGACAUUCUAACUUCAUACUUUUCAAAUUGUAUAUAUGCACAGGUGAACUUGGUUCAGAUGCUUGA
Molecule: messenger RNA, 2787 nt
Organism: Peromyscus californicus insignis
Lineage: Eukaryota; Metazoa; Chordata; Mammalia; Rodentia; Cricetidae
Gene: Scml1
Product: Scm polycomb group protein like 1
Exons: 6
Coding region: 1-1248 (415 amino acids)
Molecular function (GO): protein binding
Source: RefSeq, a predicted model, not a curated record